AUGACCCGCUAUGGAAAGUCAAGCACUGACCUGGAGAAUGAGAGCAAUGAGCAUGCCUUCAAUAUCCUAGCGAUGCUGUCCCCAGCUGCCUCUGCGAGCAGCAUGUUCAAUGAGGUCUCUAACCUCAGACACACUGCUGAGGCAGUCACUCAACCCAUCUCUCAGCCUGCUGUUUCAAUUAUUCAGCUUGCUCAAACCAUGCAGCCAGCACUACACUGGUACUGUGUUAUGCGUGGACAUGCCGUUGGUGUCUUCAUCAGCUGGACCAAUGUAUUGCUGCUCAUCACUGAUUUGCCUGGGUCCAUUUAUCAGUGCCAUGCCAACUUCGGUGCUGCACUCACUGUAUUCAUCGAGGCAGCUGGCAAUGGCACAGUGCAGAUCAUUUUCUGA
Molecule: messenger RNA, 390 nt
Organism: Laetiporus sulphureus 93-53
Lineage: Eukaryota; Fungi; Basidiomycota; Agaricomycetes; Polyporales; Laetiporaceae
Exons: 3
Coding region: 1-390 (129 amino acids)
Source: RefSeq, a predicted model, not a curated record